Molecule: messenger RNA, 1985 nt
Organism: Galleria mellonella (greater wax moth)
Lineage: Eukaryota; Metazoa; Arthropoda; Insecta; Lepidoptera; Pyralidae
Product: cytochrome P450 6B2-like
Exons: 2
Coding region: 78-1622 (514 amino acids)
Molecular function (GO): iron ion binding; oxidoreductase activity, acting on paired donors, with incorporation or reduction of molecular oxygen; monooxygenase activity
Source: RefSeq, a predicted model, not a curated record
UUGUCGUGUUAUCACGUAUAGACGAAUGGAGUUCAUAUGUGAAUUUACACUCAAAGAGGUUAGAGCUAGUGACAGAAAUGGAACUGAUGUACAUAUCGCCAGUGCUCAUAGCAGUGCUCUGUUCUCUUUACUAUUACUUCACAAGGACGUUCAACUACUGGAAGGACAGAGGCAUCGUUGGACCACAACCAAUUCCAUUAUUCGGCAAUGUUAUAAAAGCUGCACUUCGAUAUGAAACUCAUGGAGAACCGAUCGCUAAUCUUUACCAUCAGUAUCCAAAUGAAAAAGUGGUUGGAAUGUUCAGAAUGACUGAACCUUAUCUUUUAAUCAAGGAUUUGGACAUCAUCAAACAAAUACUAAUCAAAGAUUUCGAUAAAUUUUCCGACCGUGGCGUCGAGCUAAGUGAAGAAGGUCUUGGAACAAAUCUGUUUCAUGCCGACACCGAGACUUGGAGUGUACUCAGAAGUCGUUUCACACCAUUGUUUACAUCUGGAAAAUUAAAAAAUAUGAUUCAUCUGAUGACCGAACGCGGAGACAAAUUCAUUAAAUACGUUGAAAGCAUCACAGAAAAUCAAGCAGAACAUCAAAUCCACAGCCUAGUUCAAAAGUAUACUAUCUCUACAAUAGCAGCGUGUGCCUUUGGUAUGGACAUUGACGAUAUUUCAGAUAACAACCCAAUGAUUAAAAUCCUGAAUAGAAUAGACCGUGAAGUGUUUUCUAUAAAUUUUGCAUUCGAAAUAAUUUUGAUGUAUCCACGUCUACUCAAGAAACUGAAUUUAUCUGUGUUUCCUAAAUAUGUCACCAACUUCUUUUACAAAUUAACAAACUCUAUAAUUAGUGAGAGAAAAGGCAAGCCCACAGAAAGGAGAGACUUUAUGGAUUUGAUUUUAGAAUUGAAGGAACAAAAAGAAAUUCAGUCUACAAAAAAGUUUGAGAACGAUAUACAAAUGCAUUUGGAGAUUUCUGAAAGUAUCAUUGCCGCGCAGUCUUUCGCAUUUUAUGCAGGAGGAUACGAAACUAGUGCUACUACCAUGACUUUCUUGUUGUAUCUGUUAGCAAUGAAUCCGCACGUCCAAGAAAAACUACAUCAGGAAAUAGAUAAAACAUAUGAGAUCCAUAAUGGUGAAUUGAGCUACGAAAUAAUAAAAAGUAUGACCUAUUUACAUCAAGUGUUUGAUGAGACGCUCCGUCUAUUUCCUAUAGUGGAACCAUUACAACGACGUGCUAAAAACGACUACAAAAUACCAGGCACUGAUAUUGUUAUUGAGAAAGACAAAAUAGUAUUAAUUUCACUUCGAGGUAUUCAUCAUGAUCCUAAAUAUUACCCUAAUCCAGAAGUGUUUGAUCCGGAGAGAUUUAAUGCAAAAAAUUCAGCUGCGAGGCAUCCUUGUGCAUAUAUGCCAUUCGGAGUUGGUCCAAGGAAUUGUAUUGGCUUACGCUUCGCUAAGCUGCAGUCCAGCAUAUGCAUUAUCAAGUUCCUAUCAAAAUUCCGGGUAGAACCAUCUGAGAACACGCUGAAGGAAAUGAAGUUCGACCCAAAAAGGGUAGUGAUGUCGCCAUCUGACGGGAUUUUGAUAAACAUACUGCCAAGAAAAUACAUUUGUAAUAACUAUUGGUUUUAAUAAAUACACAACGAAACCUAAUUAACACUCCAUUGAGAUAGAGAGCUCUAUCAAGGAUUCUAUAAGAUUUGUUCAACUUAGAACGGAAAAUACUACCACCACCUAACUAGCUAACAAGUUGUUAAACUAAUCGCUGCAUAUAUUGUUUAAGUGCAAUAAAAAACAUAUAUAAAAUACUCGUAAGCUAAUGGCCAACCUGGAAGAUGAAAUCGUGAAAAUACACUAUUCAAAAGCGUUUAAAAUUAAAUUUACUUGUAAAUUACUUGUAAUUUAUUUGUAAAAUAAAUUUUAUUUUUCCUAAGUGGACGAAGUCGCGGGAUAUCUAAAAAUCUGUAUAUAUUAACCGUUUACUUUGAAGACAAA